ACCAUGGCUGUGCCAACCACGACGGAGAUCCCUGGCGAUUGUGCACUCCAGGCAGCUAUUUUGCAAGGGAUAGGGCUAGCCGUAUUUCGGUUUAGCAGUGAGCCUCCGUCCGUUGUGGAGGCUAUGGGUGCUUGUUUCGGCAGCCGUAUUGGUCGCUUCACCCAUAGUUUGCUUCUCUAGGGCGGGCCAGGGUUAGCCUCGUCAUCGCCAUCGGUAGAUCGGACCUUGUCGGCCAUUUAACCUCCAACGAGACCGAAGCUAGACUUGUAUAUAAUCUGGAGGUUCUCCCCUCCCAAAACAAUGUUUCCCUUUGUUGGAAAUAAAUCAUUACGAAUCUAGUCACACUUACAAUACACCACAAAUUCUACUAUAACCAACACACACUGUUCUAUCUACUACAUCACAUCACUGUACCUGCGCAUUUGCUCUCACCACCAUGACCACGCUACAUAAUGAGCAUCAGCAUGCCAGCUGGGUUUCGGGGAAACUGCACCGGAGAUCAUCAGAGUACUCGCAGCCGCCUCCCGAAUAUGAGCUCAACACCCUCAGCCCCUCGACUUCUACAUCGACCGGCUCGCUUCCUGAGUAUGAACACAAUGCCGAUACUGGAGCCUUUCCAUCAGGCUCCCAAGCAAGAUUUUAUCCUUCGCGAACUUUACAGAUUGAAGCCGCGGGCCAUGGUAUAUGCACACUUCCAUACUCCACUUCCAGACAGCCUAUCCGCGUCUACGAGGUCAUGUCUGGUGGCGAUGCCAUUGGCGACUUGGUUUAUGAAUCCGAACGCAUCAAGCGCCACUCUGGAGACAGUAUUCUGGUCCGGGCCGGUGGUUCCGAGGCCCCUAUUUGCAGCACAAACUAUCGCUUCGGGCCGGGCAGACACCCUCGUAUGAGACUCCACGGUCUGCGGGAGUCUGAAGAGGUGUACGAAUUUAGCAACAAGAGUCUUCUUUCUCGUGCCCAGGUUAUCCGAACCCACCUCGGUACGUUUGAAUGGAGAUAUGCUAGCCGCAAGGAACGCAAGGCGCUUGGUGCGAAUUCCCUACUCGUGCUCGAGCACGUCUCCAAGGUGGCUCUCGCGGGUGGUGGCAGUGAAGAUCACCGCCGCAAGGUCGCUCAGCUCAUUCGAAACGAUGAAUACCGUUCUCGCGGCACUUCACGCAUGACUGCCGGCAAUGGCGGCCGUCUUGAAUUGGACUUGAGAGAGUGGGCAGACACUAAGGGCGAGGCAGAGCAAAUGGAGGUGCUUGCUUUGGCCUCGUGCAUGGUAAUGCUCAAGAAAGAGGUGGAUCGCCGUCGUGCAGGUCAGAUGGCUGCCAUGCACUCUGGUGGAGGAGGACCUUGAUUAUGAAAUUCGCUCUAGAAGUUGUUUCGUUUUUUAUUUGUCUUGUUAGCGUAGCCCUGUAUUCAUAGACAGCCAAUUGAAUUGAUACCACAGUCAAUGUUUAAGCCGGCAAACCACAAACUUGUGAAAAGAAUUUUAUUAAAAAUGUAAUAUUUUAAGCGG
[Torrubiella] hemipterigena is the source of this 1504-nucleotide messenger RNA. The record is from the annotation of a GenBank genome assembly. Lineage: Eukaryota; Fungi; Ascomycota; Sordariomycetes; Hypocreales; Clavicipitaceae.